This is a messenger RNA of Dermatophagoides pteronyssinus (European house dust mite), 4126 nucleotides long. RefSeq lists its product as uncharacterized. NCBI's taxonomy places the organism in Eukaryota, Metazoa, Arthropoda, Arachnida, Sarcoptiformes, Pyroglyphidae. The record is from RefSeq and is a predicted model, not a curated record.
AAACAAAAUCUAAAGUUUAACAAUUUUGACCAUGGUGAUGAUGAUGAGUUUAUUGAAAUCAACAUUAUCGCUGAUGAUGAUCGACGAUUAGAUUUGGAUUCAGAAACCACAACAACAACAGCGACCAUACAAACUUAUCAGGUUAAAUUUGUUCCAGAAAUUUCAGAAUUAAUCGAAGUAAUUUUAUCAUCUUCAGAAGAUUCAGAUGAUGAUGACAUUGAUGUUCAUUUUGAAUUGAAUAGUGGAAAAAGAUUUCGAAAAUUUUUCCGAAAUUUUAUAACCCGAACUAAUCGAUGGAAACGACGUUCGAAAAUAGCAACAACAACAACAACGUUUAACGAUAAUAAUAACAAAGUGAGUGUAAAAAGAAAACUCAAUACAAGUGAUGAUGAUCAUAAUGGAACAAUGUCUCGAAUGAAACCACCAUCAACAUAUACUAUUAAUAAUAAUCAUUCAUCAACAACAAAUAAUCCAUCCAUAUUAUCAACAAAUUUUCAUCAUAAUCAACAACAACAACAGAAUGAUAAUAAUGAUGGUAAUAAAGAAACUAACAAUAAAUUGAUCAACAAUAGUGGUGAUCGAUCAUCGUCGUCGACAACAAUAACCAGUAAAUUAUUACCACCAACACAAAUUCAACCCAAAUCAUCAUCAUUAUUUCGUGGAUUACGUUCACGUAUACCACCACCACCACCACCAACACAAUCAUCAUCAUUAUCAUCGACAUCUAAAUCAACCGGUAAUGUUAAUCUAAGUCAAUCAACAAGACAGAAUAAUUCUUCAAAUAUCGGUGCAAUAUCCAAUAAUAAAAAUAUUGGAAAUGGUAAAUCAAAAUCAUCAUUAAAUCAUAAUGAUAUUGGUUUGUUGAAUAAACCAACAAAAUCAGUACCAUCAUUAGCUUCAUCAUCAUCGUCAUCAUCAUCUUCAUCUUGUUCAUCAUUGAAUCGUGGUGAAAAAAAUCCACUAAAUAAAACAAAAUCAACACAAAAAUCAUUGAAAAUUUUGAACAAAAAAUUCGAACAAAAACAGGCUCAUCAGCGUAGAUCAUCAUCAUCAUCAAAUUUAUUGGCUCAAUCAUCGACAACAACGGAUUUUCCGCUUGAUCAUAUUAAAUCUGGUCCAGCUUUACCACCAAAACCAUUGUUAAAAGAUUCCAAUUCAGCAACAACAACAACAACACAAACGAAAACAUUAUUAAUAUCACCAAUUCGAACACAACAGGCACAGAUUAUUUCGAUGGUUUCUAAUUCUACUGUUGGUGGUACCGUACAACAGCAAAGUCAAAAUAGCAAAAUAGCGGAAACUUCGAAAAUACAAACUUUGAUUAAUAAACCGGAUCUGAAUUGUAUUGGUAUUCCAACAACAACAACAACCGCAAAACCAUUGAUUUAUACGAAUCGACAACAACAACGUUUAAAUUUUCUUUAUGGUAAUGUAAAUAUGCAACAACAACAACAACAACAACAAUCGCCGGUUUCGGUAAAUAAAUCAACAAAUAUGUCACAACAACAACAACAACAACAACAAUCGCUACCUCGUUUAACGUUGGGAAGAACGAAUAAUCAGCCACAACAACAACAAUCAUGUUAUCGUCGACCAUUACCAUCGACAAAUAUCAAUUCAAUCAAAACAAACAAUCCUAAUCAUCAUCAUCAUAUUACUAAUCCAGUACAAUUUCAUGGUAUACAUGGCCGAAUUAAAUCGAAUUAUAAUUCUCAAAUUCCAUCAAAACAAUUGGAAAUGAUUGGUGGAUCAUCAGCUAUAUCAACAUCAGCGACUACUACUUUAUCAUCGAAUCAUUAUUUUAAUCCAUAUAGCCGUUAUCAAUAUCAACAUCCAUUAAAUGUUCGAAAUAAUAAUAAUAAUAAACAACAAUUUCAACAACAAUUAUCAUCAAUAAUGAACAAUAAUAAUAAUGUUUCUUCUUCGAAUAAUCAUAUAUAUCGUGCUGUACCAACAACCAUUACAUCAUCAUCAUCAUUACCAUCAUCGAAUAUUCCACAAUCCAAAGAACAAGAUUCAACGAAUAACCGGAAAACAUUGGAAGAUUUUUAUGUUUCGAAAAAUAAUCAUCAUUUACCAUCAUCGCUAUUAUCGUCUAAAAAUUCAACAGCAACGAAGCGUCCUGUGGUUGAUUAUAAUAACCAAUCGGAAAAAUCUAUGGACAAUUUUGAUUUAUCCGAACAUGGAACAUUUUCUGGUUGUUCUUCAUCCAUUUCAAUGACUGAUGAUAAUGAUUUUGAUGGUGAUGUUGAUGAUUUUGAUGAUGUCAAUGGUUUAAGUUCUGAAUCCAGUAAUAUUGAUAAUAAACUUGGCAAAUUAAUGUCAACAAGCAAUGAUAAUUGUAUUCGAUCAUCAACAAAAUCAAUCAUAACACAACCAUUAUCAUCAACAUCAAUAUGUUCAACAGCUAGUACAUCGGCUGCAUCUAGUUUUGUAUAUGAUGGUCAUCAUAAUCAUAAUCAUCAUUAUCGAACACGUAAUGGAUCAACAUCAACAUCAUCAUGUUCGAAUCGUGAUUUAUUUUUAAUUGAUGAUGAAAUUGCUGAUCAACCUGAAUUGCUCAUUUCUGGUGGAAAUAAUGGUACGAAUGUUAAUGUUGAAAUAGCCCGACAACAACGAACAAUAAAUCUUUCACAAAUAUCAAAAGAAUCAAUUGAAAAAGAUUGGCCAAUGUCACCGACAAAAACAUUAACACCAACAACAACAAAUUCAACAAAUACAAAUAAUUCUGGUUCAUCAUUAGAAUUAACAACAAUAUCAUCGAAUAUUGAUGAUUUUUCUUUAUCGGAACAAUCGCCAACAACGAUGAAUAAUAAACAAAAAUCAAUCAAUAGUCCUACCAAUACAACAACAUCAUCAUAUGAUUCAAUGUUACAAUCAUUGAAUAAUGAAUUGGAAAAUUUAAUUUUACAAACAACACAGAUUGAUUCAUCAACUUCAACAACAGCGAAACAACAAGCAAAUUCAUUAGAUUCGAAUGAAAUUGAUAGUUCCGAUACGAAUAUAUCUAGUCAAAAUAUAAAACGUAUAGCAUCAUCUAAAUUACGUAAACGUCAUUCGUAUACAUCAUCAACAAACACAUCAAAUCUUAACAAUAAAGUUCCUGUAUUUAGACGACCAAGACCAUUAUCGUUUGUUGAAAAAGAUGAUGGUUCAUUUGGUUUAGAUCAACCAUCAUUACGAGCGGUUGCACAGGAUUUAAUCGGUAUAAAAACAUUAUUAUUUCGUUUACAAAAUGUAUUACAAAAUAGUGAAACACAGAAUCCAUUUGAAAAUCAUCAUCAUCAUCAUCAUUUAAAUCAUCGAUAUUCAUUUGAUUCGUCGAAUAAUUCGACAAAAUCAUUGACACCAGUAUCAUCGUCUGGCAAUGAUCAUUCAUCAUUUGAUGAAUCAGUACAAUUAUUACGUGAAGAAAAUUUUGAUCUACGACAACAUUGUCAAAUGUUGGAACAAAAAUUAACGGAAAAAGAUUCAACUAUUCGACUAUUACAACAACAAAUGUCUAAAUAUACGAUGACCAACUUUAGCAACAACAACAACAACCAUCCGCAUCAUCAUUCACAACGUCAAAUAACAACAACAACGAUAGAAAAUGGUUGCCAAUUCGGUGAAGAUUUACAUAAUAAUAAUAAUAAUAAUAUGUAUUUGAUGAAAAAAAAUCAUCAACAAUUGUCAAAUUCAACAACAACUAAUGAUUACUCAAUUAAUAAACAGCAGAUGAUGAUGAUGAUAAAUUCAUCUACACAAACUGAAUGAAUUGUUUGUUUGUGUUUUAAUCAUUAUCGUAAAAAUUCAUUUAUCUGACGACAACAUGUGAAUUUUAUAACCGAAAAGGUGACAAUUUGAAAAGAAAUUGGCGAUAAAUCAAACCCACCGCGGUACACUGUUAAAAUAGUCGAUAAGCGGAUGAUAUUCGAAAAAUACUCAAUUGUGUUAAAAUAGUUUUUAGAAAAAAAAAUCGAACGUUAACUGUGAUCUGAUCUGAUAAUAAUCCUAAAUAAACAAAUGAUCAGCCAGAAUUCAAAAUUGUAAUUUUUUUUCUAUAAAAAACAUUUAAAAUAAAUCUAAUUAAUGUGGGAAAUGAAUAAAGAAAAACGAUGAAAUCAAAUUCCAUUUGAAUCGGAAA